AUCCAUCGAAAGUUGAACCAAGACAAUGAUGGGACUUCUAUUCCUGACAAUGAUGUUUUCCUCUCUGAAAUUUUCGAUCACAUUAACAACUCGACCAAAAUAGAGCAUGAUGCUGGACUUUUAUUAUUCGAAGAGAAGGGAAAGUUUGUUGAAAUUUCGUCCAGCUUAAGGAAAUUUUUCGAGGAAAAUGUUUAUCCUCGUGGAUCAAUUCCAGACUCUGAAUGGGUGAAUUAUUUGGAUAAGUUUUUUAAAUUUAUUAUUGAUCGUCGAAUUAGAAGGGUAAACGAAUGGUUCGAAAAUAAUCUUGCAAAAUUCUCUAAAGAACAUAACGAAAUCGUUAUUACAAACUAUGCACUUGAGCGUGAAAUUAAUCGACUUAAUUUAUUCUGGAAUGUUUGUCGUCUUAAAUGUGAUAAUUGUGGGUUGUCUUGUCUCAAAGCUAGUCGACAUGAUGAUAACCCAAAUGAUGCAAGCCAUGAUUGCCAAACAGAUCAUAAAUGUCAUCAUGAAUGUGAAUUCAAAGAAGCACAUCCUGAUGGAAUUAUCCCAGAUUGUGUACACUUUGCUGCACAUCAAGGAAAACAUAGAUACAUUGGGCAUGAAAAUAUGAAAGGAAAUGAGACACAUAAAUGUGACUCAGAAAUGCAUUAUUGUGGGGAACCAUGUUCAUUAGAAGCAAUAACUUUAAAAGGACCUUAUAAAUGUCAAAAUGAGUGCAUGGCAA
Racocetra persica is the source of this 724-nucleotide messenger RNA. The record is from the annotation of a GenBank genome assembly. NCBI's taxonomy places the organism in Eukaryota, Fungi, Glomeromycota, Glomeromycetes, Diversisporales, Gigasporaceae.